AUGGAGCAGAUUGUCAACUAUUUAAAGGAGCUUCCAACCUUGACCGAAGGGGUCGUCAGCGGCAGCAGCAGUAGUGCUCCCGAGCAAAGCCCGAGCUUUUGGCCCAAGCAGCAGGCCAAUCAGCGGCCGCCCAAGCAGGUUUGCAUUGAAUCAAAUGUGAAAAAAGACAUUUUCUUGUAUUUUUAUUGUAUUGUUUUUUUGGGUUUUUCUAGUACCUCUCCUCAGCAUUUUAAGUCGGGGAGGCUGGCCCUGGGUCGGCCCGUUUGGGACUCUUUUGCGAAGAAGUUUGCUCGGGCCAGCGCAGGCUUCGAAUAGAAUUUCAAAGUUUUUACCAAAAAAUUAUUUUUUCAUGGUUUUUUUUUCAUGUGAAAAGAACCAAAACGUGAUUUUUGCCCUGAAAAAAUGUAUUAUAUUUGUCAAAAUUCUCAUUUUUCGGGCCUGACCGCCCGUUUUUCGCCUUUCUAAGACUGGGCUCUAGGUCCCAAGUAGCCUGCGCAGCUCGGGACUGCCCAGGCUUCGAAUUAAAUUCAGAAAUUUUUUUCAAAAAAAUAAUUUUUUUACUUCUUAAAUCAUGGUUUUUUUAAUGAUAAAAAAAAAACCAAAACGUGAUUUUUGUUCUGAAAAAAAGUUUAAUAUUUGUCAAGAUUUGCACUUUUUUUGGGCCCGACCGCCCGUUUUUUUGGCCUUCCUAAGGCUGGGCUUUAAAUCCCAAGUAACCUGCGCAGCUCGGGACUGCUCAGGCUUCACGUUAAAUUCUAAAAUUUCUCACCAAAAAACUAUUUUUAAUGGUUAAAUUAUGAUUUUUGUUGAAUUUUAAGGGAAAAAAUAACUAAAAACUCGAUAUUUGGCCAAAUUGGCACUCUUCGGGCCAGGCUGCCCGUUUUUGCUUGUGUCGGGCAAUUACGGGCUAGAAAAUGACUGGGAACUGACGGGCCAGCCCUCGCGCAAGCUUGGGCCUCACUGAGGCCGGCCCGAAGCAGGCUUCCGGGCCAGCCUGGGACAUUUUUUAUAGAAAGCAUAAUUUUUUUCAAAAUUUGGUCUGAAUUUAGGUGCGCGUCGACGGGGAAAUGUACGAGCAAUGGCCGGUGCUCGAGUUUUCCGACCUCAACUCGAGUAUUUUGGACCUUUUCACAAAGUUUGUCCAUCCUUUCUCAGCUUCCCAUGAAUAUCUAUUGAUUUUGAAAGGGGACCUUCGAAUUUUGAUCAAUUUUGAGACUUUUUUAAGCGAAAAUGUGAGUUUUCUGGUGUGAAUUUGACACGAAUGUCAAUUUUGAGCAUUUUUUAAGAUUAUUUUCAAGAAAUUCCUAUGAAGUUGGAGAUGGAAAGUUGAAAAAUUAUGUUCUAUCCGGAUUUUUGACCACUGAGCAAAGAAACCUUUGAAUUUUGAUCAAUUUUUAAAUUUUUCCGCACCAAAAUGUGAGUUUUCAAUGGUUUUGAAGGGGUGAACUCGACAAAAAUGUCAAUUUCGAGCAUUUUUUAAGAUUCGUUUCAAGAAAUUCCUAUGAAGUUGGAGGCGGAAAGUUAAAAAAUCACGUUCUAUCUGGAUUUUUGACCACUGAGCAAGGAAACCUUUGAAUUUUGAUCAAUUUUGAGAUUUUUUUGAGCGAAAAUGUGAGUUUUCUGGUGUGAAUUUGACAAAAAUGUCAAUUUUGAGCAUUUUUUAAGAUUCGUUUCAAGAAAUUCCUAUAAACUAUAAGACAAAAAAACAACGUUUUCUUUUAGAUUCUUAGCUUUUUGAAUGAGAAAAAAAUUAGCUCAAUUUUUUUCUUGAUUUCCAGCUUAUUGGCAUAGUUUUUCUCGAUAAAAUAAUGGUUUUUAGGGGCUCUGAAAUGUUUCUAACGUUUUUUUCCACUCAAAUGUUUAGAUUUAAGAAUUUUUUUUCCAUGAAUUCUCAUAAAUUUUAAGGUAAAAAGGUCAAAAAGAGCGUUUUAUCUGAAUUUUCCCCAGUUACCAAGGAAAAUCAGCUCAAUGUUCUUGAUUUUGAGGUUAUUGGCAAUAUUUUCAUGUUAAAAUAAUGGAUUUUAGGGGCUCUGAAAUGUUUCGAAACGAUUUUUCUUUCCAUGAUUUGCAAAAACUUCCGUUUUAUCUGGCUCUUUCGCUUCUAAAUAGAGAAAAAAAGUUAUUUUAGUGAUAAAAAUUGUGUUUUAUGGGUUUUGAAAUGUUUCAAGAGGUUUUUUUGAUUACUGAAGGCUCAUAUUUGAGAAUUAUUUUGUUUUCAAGAGAUUUCCAUGAAGUUCGAGCUACAUGAUUUUGAAAAAAAUAUGUUUUAUUUGAAUUUUCAGCUGGUCGAUAAGGAAUAUUAGCUCAAUUUUUCUGAUUUUGAGGUUUUUAGCAAGAUUUUCACGCAUAAAUAAUGGAUUUAAGGUUUUUGAAUGGUUUCGUUUGUGUUAAAAAGAGUAAAAUCACUGAAAAACGGGUUUUUUCCUUCAGAAAUCAACUAAACUCUCUCAACUAGGAAAAUCAGCUAAAUUUUGAGGUUUUGAGCAAGAUUUUCACGCAUAAAUAAUGGAUUUUAAGGUUUUUGAAUGGUUUCGUUUGUGUUGAAAAAGAGCAACAUUCGUGAAAAUCGGGUUUUUUUCUUCAGAGCCACCUCUCAAGGCGUCUCUUCGGCUCUUCUUUUCGAAUUAACCCGGUCAGAUUCCGAUGAAAAUGGGUCGAUUCGACUGAACAAUGAGGACCAUCUCAAGUGGUGUAUGCAGGUAUUUUUUUUCAAAUAAUUCAAAAAAAUAAGCUUUUUUUCUACAGAAACUUGUAAUUUUUUUCAAGUCUUAAUGAUUUUUUCCUUGAGUUUUUGGAAGUGUUGGUGUUUUUCUUGUAACUUUUUUUAAAGAAACUAUUUUAUUUUUCGUCGAAAACUUGCUGUAAAUCAUGUAUUUUACGAGAUUUUUUUCAAGUUAUUGUGACUUUUUUUCCAAAAAAAUUUUUUUGAAAAAUUCCUGGCUUUUUAUUUAUAUUUUUUUCAUGAUUCAAUAGUUCUUGGCAGCGAUUCCUUCUUAAAAAAACUUGAAAAAAAUCAUCUUUUUCCUGUAGAAUUUCGUGAUUUUCCAACUUUUAUUGGUUUUUUCGUUGAAUUUUCGGAGGUUUUAGUGUUUUUUUCCUAUCAUUUUUUUGAAGAAAAUAUUUUUUUCGUUGAAAAAAAUUGCUGUAAAUCAUGUAUUUUACGAGAUUUUUUUCGAGUUAAUGUGACUUUUUUUCUUGAAUUUUUUUGAAAUUUUUUUGCAUUUCUUAUUUAUUUUUUUCCAUGCUUGAUACAUUGUUGGAACUAUUUUCUUCUCGUAAAAAAAAUCAAAAAUUUUUUUCACUGGAAAAACUGUUGUAAAGAAUGGAUUUUUUUCAAGUUUGAAUAGUUUUUUUCGAAAAAUUUAAUAUUUUUUUUGGAUUUUUUUCUAAGGUUUGAUAGUUUUUUUGAAAGCAUUUUCUUUCUAUAAAAAUUUGAAAAAAAUCAUCUUUUUUUCCUGUAGAAACUUGUUGUAAAUGAUAGAUUUUUACGAGAUUUUUUUCAAGUUCAUAUGAAUUUUUUUGCUUGAUAUUUUUGAAAUUUCUGAAUUUUUUUAAGUAUUUUUUUCAUGGUUUAAUUAGUUUUUAACAGUAUCUCCUUCUCAUAAAAACUUCAAAAAAAUCAUCUUUUUCCUGUAGAAUUUUGUGAUUUUUUUCAAGUUUUUUUCUCGAAACUUUAGUUUUUUUUCCGGGGGUUUUUACAAGUAUUUUUUUGAAGCUUGAUAACUAUUGAAAAUAUUUUUCUACUAUUGAAAAUUCAAAAAAAUCAAUAUUUUGAGGUGCUGAACCACGCCCUGACGUUGUCCUUCUCCACUACGAGGGAGUAUGAAACGCUUAAAGGUAUUUUUUUCUUGGUUUAAUCCCAAAAAUUAAACCUUCCAGGAGCCGUCAGGAUUUAUCUCCACUGGCUCAGGGCUCUCUGUGACACGCCGGACAAUACGAUCCCGACUCCUCUUUUGGAAACUCCCGAGAAGUAUUUUAGGUACGAGGAAACGGGGAAAAAAUCCUUAGGGACGCCAGAGUGGUCACUUUAGGGGCUCUUGUAGGUCUCCCUCAGGGGGUACCUUAAAUCUACUCAUAGGGGUACUAAAUCUAGCAGAAGUGGCCAUUUUGGGGGAGUAGGCUAGUGGUUAUAUCCAUUUAUAGGCCACUAAAGCUUAAAAAAGUGGCCACUCUAGGGUUUUUAGUUAGUGGCGGUAUUCUAGGUACGAGAAAACGGGAGGAAAAUGAGUGAAAUGGCCGAAAAAGAAACAGAAGAGUUCUUAGGGAAACCAGAGUGGUCACUUUAGGGGCUCUUGUAGGUUCCCCUCAAGGGCUACCUUAAAUCUACUCAUAGGGGUACUAAAUCCAGCAGAAGUGGCCAUUUUGGGGGAGUAGGCUAGUGGUUACAUCCAUCUAUAGGGCACUGAAGCUUACAAAAGGGACCACUCUAGGGUUUUUAGUUAGUGGCAGUAUUUUAGGUACGAGAAAACGGGAGAAAAAUGAGUGAAAUGGCCGAAAAACAGCAACAAAAGUAUUUAGGGACGCCAGAGUGGUCACUUUAGGGGCUCUCAUAGGUUCCCCUCAAGGGGUACCUUAGUUAUACCUAAAUCUAGCAGAAGUGGCCACUUUAGGAGUGUAGGCUAGUGGUUACAGCCAUCAACAGGGGCACUGAAGCUUACAGAAGUGACCACUCUAGGGUUUUAGUUAGUGGCGGUAUUUUCGGUACAAGAAAACCGGGAAAAAAAAAAUGAAAAAUGGUCAAAAAAGCAACAAAUGAGUCCUUAGGGACGCCAGAGUGGUAACUUUAGGUGUUCUUGUAGGUUCCCCUUAAGGGCUACCUUAAAUCUACUCAUAAGGGUACUGAAUCUCGCAAAAGUGGCCACUCCAAGGGUGUAGGCUAGUGGUUAUAUCCAUCUUUAAGGGCACUGAAGCUUAUGAAAGUGGCCACUCCAGGGUUUCGGUUAGUAGCCACUUUAGGGACACAUGCCAGGUUUUUUAUCACACAAGUCACAGCAAAAAGUUAAGAGAUCACUAUAGGGACUACUUAAGAUUUAUGGGCUUAUGGGUCAGGCUCCUAGAAGGACAAUUUUUGGCUACUUUAGAGACUUUUUUCCCUAACCCUUCUAGUGGGUGCUGAGUCAAGCGAAAAAGACUUUACAUAAAGGUGAAUUUUUUUGGAGGGGGGCUUUGGGAAUUUCAAAAAAGUUUCUUCCAGGCUACUCAUCGGGAAAUUCAGAUAAAAUAUCAACUUCCAGAAACAUAAUCGAUGCGAUGAGAUGGAUUUUCUGCCGUCGCGACGAUGAUCCGGAAAUUUCAGCCUUGACGUCGUCUUCGGCCACGCAGGUAGGAAAUUUUCUGUCUUCCUUGUAUUUUCAUAGGAAAUUAUUAUUUCGAUUUUUUUCUUCGAAAAAAAUUCCUUAAACUAUUUCACUUUCCCCUACCUGAAAAAGUGAGCAUUGUAGGAAAAAGGAAAAACAUGGUUUUUUUCUCUGAAAAAGUCAGGAAAAUUAGGGUUUUAUCACUUUUUCCAUGUUUUUCCGGAUAUUUUUCUAGUUUUAUAAUUAAAAACUAGCCUUAUAAGACGCUAAUAAGCUGAAAUUUUUCUCUCAAAAUUCCUGAAAACCUUGAAAAUAUCCUAUUUUUAGGUUCCUCGAAGCCUCGCCGUGGAGCGACAGUCGAUAGAAAUUGACAUCGUUUUGGAUGCCCUGCGCGGCUUGACCCAGAACUCGAGUAGAAAAUAUCAAGAUGAGGUAGAAGCUUAAAAAAUGAAAACUGAUCCUUAAAAAAAUUAUAUUUUAGGUCUGGUCGAGAUCCCUCAGUUUUUUUGCUCAACUCGACGGAUUUAUUGCUUGCCGAGCCGAAUGCUACAGGUAUAAAUUUAAAAAAAUACUUUGAAGGAUUCAGGACCUACAUAUUUUUUUAAAUAAUUAUGAGUUUUCGCUCCAUUUUUCAACUUGAGAGCAUGAAAAGUGAUACUCGAAAUUUUUUUCUGGAAGUUUAAAUUUGGACGCUCGAAAAUUGUUUUUAAUCCCGAUUAAAUGAAUGGAGAGAAAGAUUAGAAUUAUAUGGUGCACCCUCCCGACUUUUUGGCGCACCCUCCCGACUUUUUGGCGCACCCUCCCUUCUUUUUGGCGCGUCCUCCCUUCUUUUUGGCGCGUCCUCCCUUCUUUUUGGCGCGCCCUCCCGUCUUUUAAGCGCACCCUCCCGUCUUUUAGCGCACCGUCCAGACUUUUUAGCGCACCCUCCCGGAUUUUAGCGCACCCUCCCGUCUUUUUGGCGCACCCUCUCAUUUUUUUUUUGGCACAAUCUCCCGUAUUUUCGGCGCACCCUCCCUUCUUUUUGGCGCGUCCUCCCUUCUUUUUGGCGCGCCCUCCCGUCUUUUAAGCGCACCCUCCCGUCUUUUAGCGCACCGUCCAGACUUUUUAGCGCACCCUCUCGGAUUUUAGCGCACCCUCCCGUCUUUUUGGCGCACCCUCUCAUUUUUGGCACAAUCUCCCGUAUUUUCGGCGCACCCUCCCUUCUUUUUGGCGCGUCCUCCCUUCUUUUUGGCGCGCCCUCCCGUCUUUUAAGCGCACCCUCCCGUCUUUUUAGCGCACCGUCCAGACUUUUUUUAGCGCACCCUCCCGGAUUUUAGCGCACCCUCCCGUCUUUUUGGCGCACCCUCUCAUUUUUGGCACAAUCUCCCGUAUUUUCGGCGCUCCCUCCCUUCUUUUUGGCGCGUCCUCCCUUCUUUUUGGCGCACCCUCCCGUCUUUUAGCGCACCGUCCAGACUUUUUAGCGCACCCUCCCGGAUUUUAGCGCACCCUCCCGGCUUUUAGCGCACCCUCCCGUCUUUUUGGCGCUCCCUCCCGUCUUUUUGGCGCACCCUCCCGUCUUUUUGGCGCGUCCUCCCUUCUUUUUGGCGCGCCCUCCCGUCUUUUAAGCGCACCCUCCCGUCUUUUAGCGCACCGUCCAGACUUUUUAGCGCACCCUCCCGGAUUUUAGCGCACCCUCCCGUCUUUUUGGCGCACUCUCCCGUCUUUUUGGCGCACCCUCCCGUCUUUUUGGCGCACCCUCCUGAAAAAAAUUUUAAAAUUGAAUUUUUCAAUCUGUUUUUUUAAUGGUACUAUAAAUUGAAAAUAAUUAGAUUUCAGGUCUUCCAAAAGUUAAAAACUUGGGGGAGUGUUAAAAAGUGGUAUCAGCCAGACUAUGAUAAAAAAAUUUCAAGAAUAAUAAAAAUUUUUUUAGAAGAAAUGGGCAUGCGGAUCUGCUGUCGAGUGCUCGACACCCUGUUCGAACUGUGGCUCGAGGCCGUUCUGAACGAGCAUUUGCCUUCGAUGGCCUACUGGAGCACCCUGGCCGCCUUGACCAGAAGAUGGAGACAUAAUGUUGGUUUUGGAAGAAAAUAAAUUAUCAAAAAUGAAACUAUAACGGAUGUAGUCCACUAGCCACGUCUAGAAACAAUUCCGACCUGUCUGCGCUCUCUUUUCUCUCACCGGCAAGGUCGGAAAAACAUGAGAGAGCGCAGAGAAGCCAAAAAAUUUAGAAAGGCGGGAUGAAUUGAAAAUUCGAGGCUUUAUUUUUGAUAAUUGUUUUCCUUUUGCAAAUGAUGCUAAGAAAGUGAAAAAAAUAAAACGAAAAAUUGAAAAAAAAAUAAGUAAAGAGAGGAGAACUUUUCGACAAAUUUGAAGAAAAGGAGAAUAUUUUCAACCCCGGAAAAUUCAGGUUUCCCUCAUCGAAUGCUGGGCUAAAAAAAUCCUAUCCUUCACGGUUUUAGUGUGCAAACGGAUGUACGGCGACGACUACUUGAGGAUUUCCAUAAGUUGGUUUUUUUUUUUGUCUUUACGAGAUUUUUUUCGUCAAGAUCCUAGGAUUUUUUUCGUUGAGAUUUUGUAAAAAAAUUUCAUAAGUUGUUUUUUUCCGACAGUUUUUUUGAAUUGGAAUGAACUUUUUUUCACUCUGAAAAAGAAAUGAAAGUUGAAAAAAACGGGUUUUUCAGUUUUUGAGGUUUUUUUCGUAAAGAUUUUGUCAAGAUCUCAAAAAGUUUUUUUGUAAGUUUCAAGGUUUAAUAAUUUUUUCUCUAUUUUUUUGGAUUCUGGGAUUCUACGUCGAAAUGUUACACUUUUACAGCAAUUUCCCUUAUAUUUAAAUUGAAAAAAACAUUUUUUUAGUUCGAAAAAAACAGUUUUUUUCAAUUUACAGCCAUUUUUUCUAAUCUUUGAAUUGAACAGAACGUUUUUUUAAUUGAAAAAAAGAGUUGAAAGUUGAAAAAUUCUUUUUUUAAGACUUCGAGGUUGUUCUUCAAAAAAAUUAAAAGUUAUGUGUUUACAACUUUUUUUCAAUUAUUCAUUUGAAAAAGAACAUUUUAAGUUUGAAAAAUUUUAAAUUAGAAAAAAAUUGUAGCCGACGAAUCGGUUGUCCCUGUUUGGCAACGUUCCAACUCUGGACGACGAGGACGAAAAUGAAGUUCAUCUUUUGUACAGAACUUGGUGAGUUUUAAUCGGAUUGCUCAAGUUUUAAUGAAGGAAAUUGUUAAAAAAAUUUUUUUUUGUUUAUUUUCGGGUAAAAUCCUUCAUAUCAUAAUUUCAGGUACAAUUUAUUGUGUCUUUUGGAUUCACCGUCUCGAAUUUUGUCCCACGACGCUACCAGGAACAACAGGCUGAGUAA
This is a messenger RNA of Caenorhabditis auriculariae, 8625 nucleotides long. Lineage: Eukaryota; Metazoa; Nematoda; Chromadorea; Rhabditida; Rhabditidae. The record is from the annotation of a GenBank genome assembly.